UCUUCUUUAUCUUCUUUGUGUGUUUGAACAAUGACAUUGCAACUAAAAUAUAAAGUAACCUUCUAGAUAGCUCGAGUCUGUGAACGCAGUUGCUCUUUACGCCGGCAAAAGAUUCAAACCGUAGAAGCUCGAAGUAAAGAGAGCUUUAGCAUACCAGAAGAGGAAUGGAAAAGGUAGGUGAAUACGAGGAGGAGAAGACCAUUGGAGAAGUAAGCAGCUCAACUGAGGAGAAAAGGAGUGAUAAGGAAGAUGAAAGGAUCAGGGAUACACCAGUAGAAGGCUCUAAGGAUCCAUCUGACUCACAGACUGUUAACUUUGAAGAUCAUGAUGUCGGUGAAUAUGAAAUGGAAGACGAGGAAGUUCUAGAGCUUUUUAGACGUAAUAGCGGCCUGAGACCAAAGGUAGCGGAGAACAACAGCUUCCCAUAUCUGAACAAGUCUGAAGAGAUGGUUCUACAGUUCCAAGAAGACACUCCUGCAGAAACAGAGCAAGCAAAUGUAGAGUUCCAUAGUACGAAUGAUAGCAGCGAGAUUGCCGAUCUAGGCGCAGAGGAUUUAAAUUCUUCUGUAAUACUUGAAGGAGUCAGGUCAUCAUCAGAUUCAAAAGAUGAUAUUGAUGACUCAUCCAGUGACUCUGACCUUUCCAGUUAUUACUUUGACGGGUCUUUACUACCCCUUUCAGCUCAUGUGGAAGAACCUGCAACCCAUCAAGAUGAAAACCAGAUGCCUUUACUGCGCCUUAACCAACGCGUGCAGCAACUAACUUCGUGGAGGAACUGCUGCGGACUCCUUGAGCUUCUCCGGGCUGCUGAUUCAUAG
Raphanus sativus (radish) is the source of this 818-nucleotide messenger RNA. RefSeq lists its product as uncharacterized. The transcript is spliced from 2 exons. The coding region runs from base 165 to 818 and encodes 217 amino acids. The record is from RefSeq and is a predicted model, not a curated record. NCBI's taxonomy places the organism in Eukaryota, Viridiplantae, Streptophyta, Magnoliopsida, Brassicales, Brassicaceae.